Molecule: messenger RNA, 1780 nt
Organism: Neurospora hispaniola
Lineage: Eukaryota; Fungi; Ascomycota; Sordariomycetes; Sordariales; Sordariaceae
Product: DNA-binding protein cre-1
Exons: 2
Coding region: 399-1691 (430 amino acids)
Cellular component (GO): cytoplasm; nucleus
Molecular function (GO): RNA polymerase II cis-regulatory region sequence-specific DNA binding
Source: RefSeq, a predicted model, not a curated record
UUUUUCGUCACUGCUUCCCCAUACCACUCAACGUUCCCCAACAAUCACCCACAUCGCAUUCAAAAACCCGCGCCCGCCCACAGACCGGCACUUGGCCUUGCCUAUCAAGGAAGACAACACACCGCACCACAACAUACGAACCAACACCCAACAACACUUGCUCCGAUCUCCACACCAACACUCUGGUCCGGUCUACAAUUCCAUCGUCAAAAAAAACGAGCGAGGAGGAAGUAGAGGGAUUUUUUUGUCAAGAACGUUUGGCGAACUUUUCCCCUUAUAUUUCUUCUACUCCUGCAGCUGCACGCAAGCGAGCGCAACAGCUCAAUCGGAAGAUUACCAGCCACAAUAUCUCCAGGACGUUAAUUGGGACAACUAGGUCCCAAGCGGAGGUGGACCACAUGCAACGCGUACAGUCAGCAGUAGAUUUUUCCAAUCUGCUGAAUCCAUCCGAAUCAACGGCCGAGAAGAGAGAUCACAGCGGCUCCCCAAGACAACAAACCGCACAACCACAGCAGCAGCAGCAACAACCACAGCCCGAAGCAGAUAUGGCGACAGUCGGCUUGUUGCGCCCCAACGGGCCCCUGCCCGGUGCCCAACCUACUGAGCCCGCUAACGAGCUCCCACGGCCUUACAAGUGCCCUCUGUGCGACAAGGCUUUCCACCGCCUGGAGCAUCAGACAAGACACAUUCGCACCCACACAGGAGAGAAGCCGCACGCGUGCCAGUUCCCGGGGUGUAGCAAGAAGUUCUCGCGUUCGGACGAGCUGACUCGGCACUCGAGGAUACACAGCAAUCCCAACUCGCGGAGGGGAAACAAGGGCCAGCAGCAGCAGCAGCAUCCCCUUGUCCACAACCACGGGCUGCAGCCCGACAUGAUGCCUCCUCCCGGCCCCAAGGCUAUCCGCUCUGCUCCCCCUACUGCCAUGUCCUCUCCCAACGUGUCACCCCCUCACUCUUACAGCCCUUAUAACUUUGCUCCCUCGGGCCUCAACCCCUAUAGCCAUUCCCGUAGCUCCGCGGGCAGCCAAAGUGGUCCUGAUAUCUCGCUCCUCGCGAGGGCCGCCGGACAGGUUGAGCGGGACGGCGCCGCUCAUCAUCACUUUCAGCCACGAUUCCAGUUCUACGGAAACACUCUGCAUGCCGCCACGGCUUCCAGGAAUCAGCUCCCUGGGCUCCAGGCCUAUCACAUGUCCAGGUCGCACUCCCACGAGGAUCACGAUGACCACUAUGGCCAGUCUUACAGGCAUGCCAAGAGGUCGAGGCCCAACUCGCCCAACUCGACAGCACCUUCUUCCCCGACAUUCUCUCACGACUCGCUAUCGCCUACUCCCGAUCACACUCCACUUGCUACUCCUGCUCACUCGCCUCGUCUGCGCCCUCAUCCUGGCCUUGAGCUGCCCCCUUUCAGGAAUCUUUCCUUGGGCCAACAGCACACAACGCCUGCGCUGGCUCCUCUCGAGCCCGCUCUUGAUGGGCAGUUCUCGCUUCCCCAGACUCCCCCCGCUGCGCCCAGGAGCAGUGGCAUGUCCUUGACCGACAUCAUCAGCCGACCUGAUGGCACUCAAAGGAAACUACCCGUGCCCAAGGUUGCUGUCCAGGAUCUGCUUGGACCCGCCGAUGGGUUCAACCCAAGUGUCAGGAACUCUUCUUCUACCAGCCUCUCUGGGGCGGAGAUGAUGGACCGGUUGUAAAGCAACAUCAGUGGACAAACUUGACUUUUGAAACUUGCUCGAUAACGACGAAUGAUCAAAACUAGCGGGAACUAGCGGGACGAUAUAGA